Melampsora larici-populina 98AG31 is the source of this 396-nucleotide messenger RNA. RefSeq lists its product as uncharacterized. The record is from RefSeq and is a predicted model, not a curated record. Bases 1 to 396 code for a protein of 131 amino acids. NCBI's taxonomy places the organism in Eukaryota, Fungi, Basidiomycota, Pucciniomycetes, Pucciniales, Melampsoraceae. The transcript has 4 exons.
AUGCUUUUCAAAACAAUCUGUCUUUUGGCCCUUGCUACACCUUUACUGGCAUUCAGCGUCAUCUACACCGACUGCCAAGGUGAAUCACUUCUAUCAUAUUGUCAAACCACCUUGGAAACAGGAUUCUCGUCUACAGAAAACAACAAAUUCCAUCAUGCGAGUGGGGCCCAUGAAUAUUAUACUGUCGGACUUUGUAAAAUCACCUUUUGGACUUCAGGGCCUCGUUUGCAAUUUGAUGAUACCUUGGGCUUCACACGCGCUCUAACUCAAAUCGACCGAACAUGUCGAGACAAAAAAUCAAAGUCUGAUAAUGGAAAUCUAUUCUCCGGAGUCUUUGUAGGAUACCUUGAUCCUUACCCACAGACACCUGUUGUGAUCCAAGUCAAUGGAUCUUAA